CCGAGCCAGAGCAGCGGUCGCCGCCUUUCCCAGAGCCUGAGCCGCGGGCGCUCGGUAGGGGGCACCUGUCCCGGAGCAGAAGUAGCCAGACGGGACAGUGCGGCCAGUGCCGGCCACAGUCUGAGCCCGAAGCCUGGGCCAUCUGCUCGCGGGAAGCGCUCCUUGCUCCAAGCAGCACGGAGUUGGGAACCCGGGCUGGCAGAGGCAUGUGCGGGAGCAGCUAGAGGGGCCGGGGCAGCUUCGCGUGCGGUCCAAGCAAGUGUCAGCCAGGCAAGAAAGCGGUUUCUGGGACCAUGACUGCCUCCCGCCUGGACUUCGGGGAGGUGGAAACUUUCCUGGAUAGGCACCCCGAUUUACUGGAAGAUUACUUGCUGCGGAAAGGAAAGCAGGAGAUGAUGGAGAAGUGGCUGCAGAGGCACGGCCCAAACCAGGGCGCUGGAGACCUCGGGCCCCCACUGGCUGCCACUAACAGCUUGGUCCAGGGUGCUGGUACUGGACCCCAUAGUUCUGCCAAUAGCCAGUCUGUCCCCGGUGGCCGGGACUGCGGUGGGGUCCCCACGAGUACCAGCUGGGCUGGUGGCAACCGGGAUAGCGGGAACAUGCAGAGGAGAGCAUCUCAGAAAGAGCUCAGGAAAAGUUUUGCGCGCUCCAAGGCCAUCCACGCCAACAGGACCUACGAUGAACAGGUAACCUCGAGGGCCCAGGAGCCGCUCAGCAGCGUCCGGCGCCGAGCGCUCCUGCGGAAGGCCAGCUCCUUGCCCCCCACCACGGCCCACAUUCUCAGUGCCCUGCUGGAAUCGAGAGUCAACCUGCCCCAGUAUCCCCCUACAGCCAUGGACUACAAAUGCCACCUGAAAAAGCAUAACGAGCGUCAGUUCUUUCUGGAACUGGUCAAAGAUAUCUCCAAUGACCUUGACCUGACCAGCCUGAGCUACAAGAUCCUCAUCUUUGUCUGCCUCAUGGUAGACGCUGACCGCUGCUCUCUCUUCCUAGUGGAGGGUGCCGCUGCUGGCAAGAAGAGCUUGGUCUCCAAAUUCUUCGAUGUGCAUGCAGGGACCCCUCUGCUGCCCUGCAGCAGCACAGAGAACUCAAACGAGGUGCAAGUUCCCUGGGGCAAAGGCAUCAUUGGCUAUGUUGGGGAGCAUGGAGAAACGGUCAACAUUCCUGAUGCCUAUCAGGACCGAAGAUUCAAUGAUGAAAUUGACAAGUUAACUGGAUACAAGACAAAAUCCCUAUUGUGCAUGCCUAUCCGAAGUAGUGAUGGUGAAAUUAUCGGCGUGGCCCAAGCAAUAAAUAAGAUUCCUGAAGGUGCACCAUUUACUGAAGAUGAUGAGAAAGUGAUGCAGAUGUAUCUUCCGUUUUGUGGAAUCGCCAUAUCUAAUGCUCAGCUCUUUGCUGCCUCAAGAAAAGAAUAUGAACGAAGCAGGGCUUUACUAGAGGUUGUUAAUGACCUCUUUGAGGAACAGACUGACCUGGAGAAAAUUGUGAAGAAAAUAAUGCAUCGGGCUCAAACUCUGCUGAAAUGUGAACGCUGUUCUGUUUUACUCCUAGAGGACAUUGAAUCACCUGUGGUGAAGUUUACCAAGUCCUUUGAGUUGAUGUCCCCAAAGUGCAGUGCCGAUGCAGAGAACAGUUUCAAGGAGAGCAUGGAGAAAUCAUCCUACUCUGACUGGCUGAUAAAUAAUAGUAUUGCUGAGCUGGUGGCUUCCACAGGCCUCCCAGUGAACAUCAGUGAUGCCUACCAGGACCCUCGCUUUGAUGCUGAGGCUGAUCAGAUAUCUGGUUUUCACAUAAGAUCUGUUCUCUGCGUCCCUAUUUGGAACAGCAAUCACCAAAUAAUUGGAGUGGCUCAAGUGUUAAAUAGGCUUGAUGGAAAACCAUUUGAUGAUGCAGACCAACGACUCUUUGAGGCUUUUGUCAUCUUUUGUGGCCUUGGCAUCAACAACACAAUUAUGUAUGAUCAAGUGAAAAAAUCCUGGGCCAAGCAGUCUGUGGCUCUUGAUGUGCUAUCAUACCAUGCAACUUGUUCCAAAGCUGAAGUUGACAAGUUUAAGGCAGCCAACAUCCCCCUGGUGUCAGAACUUGCCAUUGGUGACAUACAUUUUGAUGACUUUUCUCUUGACGUUGAUGCCAUGAUCACAGCUGCACUUCGGAUGUUCAUGGAGCUGGGGAUGGUGCAGAAAUUUAAAAUCGACUAUGAGACACUGUGUAGGUGGCUUCUGACCGUGAGGAAAAAUUAUCGCAUGGUUCUGUAUCACAACUGGAGACAUGCCUUCAAUGUGUGCCAACUGAUGUUUGCGAUGUUAACCACUGCCGGGUUUCAAGAGAUUCUGACCGAGGUGGAAAUUUUAGCCGUGAUUGUGGGCUGCCUGUGUCAUGACCUCGACCACAGGGGAACCAACAAUGCCUUCCAAGCGAAGAGCGGUUCUGCACUUGCCCAGCUGUAUGGGACCUCUGCUACCUUAGAGCAUCACCAUUUUAAUCAUGCUGUGAUGAUCCUUCAAAGCGAGGGUCACAACAUCUUUGCUAAUCUGUCCUCCAAGGAAUAUAGUGACCUUAUGCAGCUUUUGAAGCAGUCAAUAUUGGCAACAGACCUCACGCUGUACUUUGAGAGGAGAACUGAAUUCUUUGAACUUGUCAGUAAAGGAGAAUAUGAUUGGAACAUCAAAAACCAUCGUGAAAUUUUUCGAUCAAUGUUAAUGACAGCCUGUGACCUUGGAGCCGUGACCAAACCGUGGGAGAUCUCCAGACAGGUGGCUGAACUUGUAACCAGUGAGUUCUUUGAACAAGGAGACCGGGAAAGAGCAGAACUCAAACUCACUCCUUCUGCUAUUUUUGAUCGGAACCGAAAAGAUGAAUUGCCUCGGUUGCAACUGGAGUGGAUCGAUAGCAUCUGCAUGCCCUUGUAUCAGGCCUUGGUGAAGGUCAAUGUGAAGCUGAAGCCUAUGCUGGAUUCGGUGGCUGCCAACAGAAGUAAGUGGGAAGAGCUGCACCAGAAAAGACUGCUCGCCCCUGCGACGUCCCCCUCCUCUGCGAGCGGCUUGGUGCCUGAGGAUGAUGAAAACCAAACCUCCACCUCAGCUGCCACUACCAAAUGACUGCAUUUCCAAAUUCAGCGCUGGCUUAGGUUUGGCCACACCCUCCAUUGGUUUCUUUAUGCCCCAGACAUAUUUAAUGUCUCCUGAUGCUCUGAGAAGCAGGUCUGGGCUUUCACUCAGAAGUGAAGUCAGCAGAGAAGGAUGGAGGAGGAAGUGGAUAGGAGCAUGGCCCUGGACUCUGCUUUUCUUGGUGAGCACACUGGCACUGAGACAGGCCUGGGCAGAGGACCAAGUCAGACAAGGAGAGAGGGCCCUGCUCAUGCUAGACUAAGAUACCACAGCAGGAUAGCCAAGACCUCAACGGCAGUUUCACUUUGUAUAUAGCACUUCUAUUUGUUACAAGCCAAACAAUGCCUGCUUUUGCAUCCUCUCCUGCGUGUUCUUUCUGCAGACUGUACUAAGAAUCCCAAUUUGUAUUCUCUAGAUGUAUCUUGUUUUUCCAUCCUAAGGCUUCUUAAUAAUGGAUCAGAGCCUUUUGAAAAGAUCAACUGUGUUCCAAAUACCAGCCACUCUGUUUUCCAUUUUAGAAACUCCAUAGUAGGAAUGCAGCAAAUAUCUUUGUCUGUUUGGUUUUUAUGUAGGAUUCAUAGCACUGCAUUAAAGUUGUGAUUCUCUUUUCCCAGUUUUUAAUUCAACUUUCAUUGCAGAUCAAGACUUUUUUCCAGAAGGAGUGGAUUAACGGACUUUAAUUAAGUAGGGAUGAAAGGAAAUCUAUAGCUAUAUUUAUCACGAAUUACACCUAAACAUUUAGAAACUGUUUCCACCAAAAAGACCCUUUAUAAGAUACAUCAGAGUCCUGGAGAAUGAACUUUGUGUUCUCCUCAUAAGCUUUGGACUAAAAUCUAAGAAAAGGGAGCAACCUCAACUAAAAGUCAUUCAGAGGUUUUCCAAUUAUUUUUUUCUUUUUUCCUGAAAGAUGAGAUGAAUGGAAGUGUCUGGUUUGUGAUAGAUUAACAGUAAAAUUAUAUUCAAUAUAUACAGUGGCAGUGCUCUAUGUUUUACAUGAGGUUGAAGGCAUGAUGCCCCUUAUCUAAAGAAUAGUGGUCUAGAAAUUAGGCUGAUACUCCUGGCUCAGGUGCCAUACCCGAAAGACUUUGGACAAGUCACCUAACUUCUCCCAGUCUGUUUCCUCAUGUGGCAAAGGAGAUUAUCCAGGAAAUUAUUUUCAAACCUGUUUCAAUUUUAUAUCUCUUUGUUCAAAUAAAUCUCAUGAGGAAUCCUCUACAGAGUAAAUAUCUAAAGAGACAAGUUGGGUCAGAGAUUGUACAGCCGGUAGGGUCAUGCCAUGCACACAACCAUCAAUACUGGGUUCAAUACUAUGCACCCCGUAUGGCUCCCCAAGCACCACCAGGAGUGAGCUCUGAGAACAUAGCCAGGAGUUAGUCUUGAAUGCUACAAAAAAUUUUAAAAAGCAAAAUAAAAUAAAAGGCAAAGUCUUCUGUUAGAAGGCCAGGUUGAAAGAAUGAAAAACCCCUGCAAAUCCUCAUCUCCUCAUCUCAUGUAUUAUACACAUAAAGGAGCACGGAGAAUUACAAAGUCCUUGAACUGUAUGGACCUUGAUGUCAUACCAGCUCUGAAAAACUAAAAUAUACAAAUCAAUUUUAUUCUUGUUGUCCCAAUGUUGUCCCAAAAGCUAAUUCAUUGUUAGCUUUUACUGUUUAACUAUUAAAGAUACAGAAGCCACAAUGGACAAAACACAUUGUUUAUCUGGUAUAUAGGAAACACUAAGGAAAUGAUUAAGAAAUGGGUCCAUUAAGGUACCAAACAAAAUUGAGGAAGGCGUAGGUAUCUGUAGGGAAGGAAAAAAAACCCUACCUGUCAAGGAAUAGAGGAAAGGUACCAACAAAGGCAGUUGGUAAGAAAGCUUCCAAAGGAAAGUGAAACUGUUUGGGUUUUUUUAAGUGGUAUUUCUGAAUAAAAGAAAAUAUGGAAUCCUGUCAUCAAUUGCUUAUAAAAGAGAUCAGUGGGUAGGGAGUGGUUUGACAAGAGGAAAAAAGCUAGAGGGAGCUCUGAGAAACAAUGUCUCUGUGGAGAAGACUGAAGAGAAUGGAGGAAGAAAUGAACACAGGGAAAAAUUGCCUCUGCAGAGCGGGUAAGAGGAGGCUGUUCAGAUUUAUAGAUUUUAUUAAUCCCAUUUUCUGAAUCACUUCGCUAUAAAGGAAAAUGGCUUCAGCUGGCUGUCUCCCCUCCUUCAGGUGAAGAGCAAAGGGUAGGUGGACUUAGAGACAGACCCUGGUCUUAUGUCUCAAAAGCACGACCAGUAUUUCUGGUUAUUGUGCCACAUCAUGUUUAUAUCACAAAUGGGAAUUGAAAAUCCCAUUUUGAAGCUGAGAUGAACCUUAUCCUCCCCAACAAUAAAGAAAUAGCCCAGACAGACGGAUGCCAAUCUAUCUAGAAUGAAAUUUUAAAGCCUGUGUUUUAUGACAGAGCUAGACCCAGGGUCUGAUGGAGACUGCAGGCAGCCAUAAGCACUGUAGUACCCUGAAUGUGGAUGCUGCAUAUUGCUAAAGGGAACAUAAUUUAUAGCACAAACCCUACGGCUUCCACUAAGGUUGAGUUCCUCUCAUUUUCUUGCCUUUUUAUUGGCUUCACUGCACAGUUGCCAAUAGCAACAUCCACUGGUAGCAAGGGGAGUUCAACACCAUUGCAAUCUGCCAUACAGUGGAGCUCUGACAAUGUCAACCAUCAAUCAAGUAGCUGUUUGUAAUUGCCUCCAUCUAUUUCUCCUGUCUGGAGGUAUCUUUCAAAAUUCAGAAACUGCUGACUAAUGCCAUGAGUCUGUUCUUCAGCGACCAUGAAGCAAAGGAAAAGACAGAGAAAAGACACAGAAAGCUUCGCUGACCACUCCUGCCCGGAGUGAGAGUCUGAGCACUUGGGAGUUUGUUGUGUUUUUAAUCCCUUUUAUAGAUUAGGCAGAAUUUCCCAAGAGACUUAUCCUUAUAUUCUGCUCUUCUAAAGAUAAUUUUUUCUUAUCCUCACUAUGACCAUUAUUUUACUUGGUUGGAGAAAGACACUAAAAAUAUGAGUCCACUUCUAAAACCUCCAACUUGACCACAUUAUGCCUGCCACCCUGGGUCUCUUGACAUUAACAGCUGACAUCUUUUCCUUUCUCUGUGAGGUGCUUUCAGAUCUUUCACUUAUUCUCCUAGGUCAGCACAUAGAUAAUAUAUGCAGAAGGUAAGUGGAAAUCAGAAACAGUAGUAACUGCUUGGCAAAAUGACCAGGGCACAUGGUAUGCAGUGGACUGGGACAUGUCCUGGUUUGCCCCUGCACCAGGCUGAUUGUUUUGGAAUCCUCCAGGCUUCAGCAUUUCCAUCUUUUAAGUGAAUGCACUGGCUUUUAUUUAUUUUAUUAAAACAAUGGCUUUUAGGGGGCUGGAGCGAUAGUACAGCGGGUAGGGCGUUUGCCUUGCACGCAGCCGACCCGGGUUCGAUUCCCAGCAUCCCAUAUGGUCCCCUGAGCACCGCCAGGGGUAAUUCCUGAGUGAAGAGCCAGGAGUAACCCCUGUGCAUCGCUGGGUGUGACCCAAAAAGCAAAAAAAAAAAAAAACAAUGGCUUUUAGUCUCUGUUUUUUCCAUACCAAAAGACCAAGCUGAGUUUAGGUUAAAAAAAAAUUAUUUUUCCAAGUAACAGUCAAGUAGAAUAGAAGUCUCAAGGGGUUAUCAUCUCACUAAGGAUAAAAAUAAAGGCUGGUCUGGAGAGAUAGUAUAACAGGUGGGAAGCUCAACUUGCACAUGGAUGACUGAGUUUGAUUCUCAGCACCCCAUAUUGUCCCCCAAGUCCCCUAGGAGCAACCCCUGAGCACAGAGCAGGAUUAAGUCCUGAACACCACUGGAUGUGGCCAGAAAAACAAACCAAAAAAAGUUAUAUACAUGGGAUUAAAAUGAAAACUUCCAGAAAUAUGACUGUGCUUGCCUUUAGUGGUCAUGAAUGAAAGAUGUGGCCAUCAUUAUAAUUUUUCAAUAUAUUUUUGAAUUUUAAAAUACCCACUAAUUUAAUAGAGGAUACUUUUAAGCCAUCUUAUAUAAUAUACAACAUAUAAAUGAGAGUCAGUGUAAUAUAUGUCAUUUUGUAAGGUGAGCCAAAAGAACUUUAAUUGAAUGUGUACUUUCUCUUUCUAAAAAUCUAAGCUAUCUAACCAUUUCAAGGUAUUUUAUAGUUGCAUACAUGUUGGAUAAGAAAUCAUCUUUAAAUUUUUGCCAGUGUAAGAAUAUUGCCUAAUAUUAACGCAACAGGAAUCCAGUCACUUUUUUAUACAUAUCAUAAUUUAUCAUACUUUAUCCACUUACCUUAGGUCAUUAAGCAGAGUGUGCUCAAUUUACUUUGCCAUACAAUUAUUUUAAAAUCCAUUUUUCCUGCUGACUCUUGAUGAAUUACCAAAAGAUGAAAUACAGUGCCCCGAUAAGAGUGUGAAGCAAUUUCCUUCAAGCCAGACAGAAAUAUAAACAUACUGAGGGAGAAUUUCAUUGAAAAUUCAAACCCGAAGAAGAGUUAUUAAAACAACCAGAACCAAACCUAACUUGAGAUCCUUAGCACUCUGGCAAUGCCGGUGUAGUGAAGUUUCAUUAUCUACUUCAGAAUAGGAGCCUUUGAGACAGUUCUGCCAUUUGAAAUCAAAACUCCCAGUACUCACAUGAGUCUGGAAAUUUACAGGUUGAGACUGACUACAAGAAAGCCAAAAUUUUGUAAGUUUCAUGAGAGCAAUAAUAGAACAAAAUACAUAGAUGGCAGAAAUAAAAGUACUUGUGUCUGAAGAAUUUCAUGAUAAGAUCUUGGAUGUAGCAAUUUUCACAUGUAUUUCUGCUUUUUCAUAGGCACUAGCAUUUGGAGGUAUACAUCAUUUCAAAUUUCAUUUGGAAUAGUCUUGUAUAUUUUAUAUACAUAUGUCUUCACACUUUUAAAGGCAAGCUGUUAUCUAUGUAGCAUAUCUAUGCCGAUGUAGUUGAAAGUAUACACUGAUACAGACAUUUUUUUUAAGUAACUGAAAUAUUUGCUGUAUAAAAUGUUAGUUGAGGCCAUCAUUUCUCAUUGGUUCAUUUUCUGUGCAUAUGUGUGUGAGAGAAUCUCUGUCUUCUUGGUUGAAAAAUUGGGUGAAAUUAUAUUUAGAUGAAUUUUUUGAAAUGAAUAGCCUCGUGUGAAAAUAGAAGACUAGAUUUUGUUGAGUCCCAUUCCCUUGGAUAAACAUUACUCUCACUAUUUUAUUUUAUUAUAUAGUAAACUAAAGGGGAUCCUCUACUGAUUUGCAUCAUACUCAUUGUUUUACAUGAAAGAGAGAUGGGUCUUCAACUGAAAUGUUGUUAAAUUUAUACCCUCCCAUUGUAUAGAUUUCCCAAGCUAAUAUUUCAUUCUAAGAAGAUGAUGUUAUCAACUUAUGUCCAUUUCACAAGCAACUAAUUCAUGAAUUUGAACCAGUUUGCUUUACAGAUCUAAAUAUAUUUGUUUUUUAAUAAAAUGCUCCAAGUUGAACCAAAGCUCUGUAAUAAUCUUUCCCGUGAGAAGGAUGAUUUUAGAGCGAGCAUGCCUCCAAGCGCAGACAAUUUAAAUUUUGACUGUCAAUUUAGCCCAUUAACCUUGUGUUGCUCUGUAAUGUGUGCCUGUGUGAGAGGGACACAAGAAUAGCUCUGUUAUCCACUUUAGAGAUGACAAAAGGUUCCUCCAAUUGCUGGAGUUUUCUGGAGGAGAAAAAGUCUGCAGCCAAUGCCAGUUCCUGCAUCCAUUACAGAUUGCUCAAAUUUGCAUGGGUAAUUACACCAGGGGAUUGCAUCAAUGCAGGGCCGCCAGUGACACCAACACCAUACAAUCACACAAUGGCUUCGGUGCUUAAACUUUAAAGUCCUUACACCAUUGUGCCUGUUCUAUUAGAACAAACUGCAGCAAAUGAUCCGAAGCCAAUUCUAAUGACUGGAGAGGAGGUGCCCACAGGGGCUGAAGGAAGAGGUGUGGCAUGGCCCCUACUGGUCAAUUUAAGCAAUCACCAGCCCUCCAGUACUGACUGCACCAACUACUGUUUCUUUUUGUGCUUUGCACUCCAUGCUUUUCAAGUGAGGCCAACAGUAAGAAUCACCUCAUUCACAGAAGGGCUGUGAAGAUUAAUGAGGGAAGUUAGGCAAUUGCAGGAACUGGUCCUGGUACAGAAAGCACUGCUACACACAGGGCAUAGAUAGCUCUUUGUUAGGAUGGUUGGUUGAUUUCCUUAAAUGAUAGUAACCACAGUUGAGACUAUUCUGAUAAUAAACCAUAGUGCUAACUUUCAUGAGAUGUUGAUUUAAAUAAGGUCACUGUAAGCAUUAAAACAUGUUACUUGAUUUUUUUAAAAAAAGGUAUAUUCUAGAGGAAAUCUAAUUAAAAUCUAAUAAAACUGGAAAAAUCAGCAAAAGGUGAGUUCAUAAUGAGAUUAAGUGUUAUAACAUCUGAGCAAAAAUGUUCCCAAGUGUUGAUUUGGUAUACAAUCUUUCCAAGUUUCAAAAGAUGGAACCAAUGCUUCUAAAUGCCAAUCAACUUGGCAUUAUCAAUUU
Molecule: messenger RNA, 9613 nt
Organism: Sorex araneus (European shrew)
Lineage: Eukaryota; Metazoa; Chordata; Mammalia; Eulipotyphla; Soricidae
Gene: PDE11A
Product: phosphodiesterase 11A
Exons: 20
Coding region: 294-3098 (934 amino acids)
Biological process (GO): signal transduction
Molecular function (GO): 3',5'-cyclic-nucleotide phosphodiesterase activity; protein binding
Source: RefSeq, a predicted model, not a curated record